UUUUCUUACCCUUGUUUUGUAUCUGCCCUGUGUACUGGUCAUGUGUAUGUAGGCUACAAGAAGCACCUUUUAGUUAGUUUCAUUCUCGGGUUCUGUUGAUAGAGAAGAGAGAAACAAACACAGUCAAGACUAGAUUAUGGUAUUUGGCUGCACAAGAAGCAGACAAAGACACAAUCCGACGGACGCCCUUCAUUUGGAGCCCUGUAGCUACCUCUCCUCAGCAAACACCACAAAGAGAGGAAGAUAGCGAGAGCAUAAUAUACCUAGUGCACGCUGAUGAAGUCGACCAUGGUUGGAAGGGGCAUCCUGGGUUGUUUCAUAUUGUGUCUGUCUCUGGCCUCAGUAUGCGCUGUCAGAGGAACCCUUAGUUCAAUAAAGGACCUCAGGGGAAUAGAGUUUGGUCACAACUCUCCUCGACACGGCCUCAUGCUGCUCCACUGGCUAGCCAACAACAUUCACAUUGACAACAACGGCAACAUGAGACUCAAUUUCAACCCAGCCAGGAGAGACUAUGGCAUUCAUUUCUAUAGAAAUGCAGAUGAUCCCCGACCAUUACCUAUUCUGCCCCAUCAACGUGAAAGUUACUACUCACUAGGGAACCUUGUUCACAAUAACAACAACGGUGCUUUGGCACUUCCUGAUUAUGUAACUCGAAGAUUCUACAACUCAAGGGAACAUGAGAACAACAGGGACAGGGUCAUACUCAGAGUUAGGGAGGAUGGGUCCAAUCAGUUCAUAGUAGAUGAGGUCUAUGUCACACAGCACUAUCCACCAAAUGGAAACACAGGAACUGGCUAUGAUCCAGACAAUACAUACCUUGUCAGUUUCAACCUCUUAAGACAAAUCCAACGUCUCGCAACCAUUGACCGAAAUGACAUUCCACGUAUAUAUAAUGUAGAGAUCAACCACAACAGUCUGCAAGAACUGGAAAACAUCUGGGGACACACACCUGGUCUGGCACUUCUUCUGGCUAUUGUAUUGUCCUUUACAUUUAGGGCGCAAUCAUGUCGUGUAACAUCACAAAGUACCUUGAAGCAUGAAGGUAAUGCAUUGAUUAAGCUUGAGGUGAAAACCACAGAUAGAGGAAAAGCCAGGAUCAUCUGGAGUGGGAUCCCCAAGAGGCUAUUAGACCAGGGUUUAAUGGUGGUUCUUCAUAGGAACAAUAACAGUGACAGUAAGAGCGAGCUGGAAAGAUCAUCAGUCGGGAAAAAAGCCUCAGGGAGCUAUAACACCUCAGUACCCCUUAACCCUGGUCUCCAGGUCCGGCUCCAUAAGGAGGUAAACAAUUGGUGGAAUUACUUGGGAUUUGGGUCUCCAACUGGAGAGGAGAUCUGGAGAGGUUCUGAGUUUCACGAUGCCAACAGAGAGAUUCCUGUUGAUAUUAACGGACAUGACGCCAGUCUGCAGCUCUUCGUAAAGGAUGGAAAGGCCUGCGCUCGUCUGUAUGUAAAGAAAUCCUUCACUGCCUGGAAGAAAACAUUUCAUAACUCCUGGGUUGGGUUCUACUCUUCUGAAGGCACCCUGGAUUAUAACACCUGGCAAUGGGCUGUACAUUUCUCUGAGGAAAGCCACUCUGAUUGGGCAGAUAUACCUGGGUAUGACGUCUAUGUGUAUGAGUCUAGUAUGACCAUGUCUCCUGGGGUCCAGGUCAGAUUCAUGCUGGAGAAAUCUGGGGGUGAAAAGGCACGCACUCCACCCUGGGAGAGACUUGUCCAGUGGUGAGCUCACCUGAUAACAUGAUAUAUGACGUUGAUAUUCUCAUUUUUAACUGCUUUUGUACAACAUUUCUAUACCCUGUUUUUCAUUUAGAUGUAUUUUAAUUGUUAAUCUGUGUGAAGUGUAAAAGGGAAUCUGUUUCCAAAAAGCUACCUGGUAUCCCUUCUGUUCCUCUUUCUUUGCUAUUUUGAGGGGAUGACUACAGGUUGUUGGUGUGGGAGGGAGACUUGACCUGUCCUCAUGACAAAUCAUUCAGUACAUUAAAGAGUCUUUUUCUCAUUUUUUCUGUUUGAUGUAUCAUGGGCGGGAGACCUUUGUAGGGAAAGAGUGGAUACCUAGUCAGUUGUACAACUGAAUGCAUUCAACUAAAAUGCAUAUUCCUCAUUUUACCCAAUCGCUCUGAAUCCACGCCAUCGGUGCCCGGGGAACAGUUGUUGGGGGUUAAUUGCCAUGAUCAAGGGCAGAACGGCAGAUUUUUCCACCUUGGCGGCCUGAGGAUUUGGGUUGCUGGCCCAGUGCUCUAAAACCACCAUGCUACCUGCUUUUGUUGGUUCUGUUUGUUGGUGUUCAUUUUUGUGUUUUGUGAAAAUUCUAUGAAAAUGGAAACACAAAAAAACGAUGAUAAAUUCAGAGAAAAUAUACAAUAAAAA
This is a messenger RNA of Oncorhynchus gorbuscha (pink salmon), 2366 nucleotides long. RefSeq lists its product as uncharacterized. The coding region runs from base 277 to 1722 and encodes 481 amino acids. The transcript is spliced from 3 exons. The record is from RefSeq and is a predicted model, not a curated record. NCBI's taxonomy places the organism in Eukaryota, Metazoa, Chordata, Actinopteri, Salmoniformes, Salmonidae.